CUUGUACCAGGUAAACAAACAGAUAAACUGGUUCCUUGUAUCAGGCCGGCAUUGAUAAGCAUGGAAGACCUGUAAUAGUUUUCAUUGGAAAAUGGUUUAAGCCUGGUAGCGUGGAUAUGGAGAAAGCUUUGCUGUAUCUAAUUAGAAUUCUGGAUUCUGUUGCGGACAAGGACUAUUCUGUUGUUUUCUUCUGCACACGGACUGGAACUGAUAAUUAUCUGUCGUACUGGUGGAUUAAAGAUAUUUAUGUAAAACUACCAUAUCAUUACAAAAAGAAUCUCAAAGAUUUCUACAUCGUACACCCAUCAAUGUGGACCCGGUUGACCACGUGGUGGUUCUCAACAUUCAUGGCGCCCGUCAUCAAGCAUAAGAUUCAUAAUGUCUACGCGGUUACAGAACUGGAUUCAAUUAUCCACUCUACGCAGUUCGAUAUUCCCAUGUUUAUUCAGGAAUAUGAUAUGAGCAUCAACGGAUUGAGAUACUAUCAACCUUAACAGCUGACCACUUAGAGAUCAGCUGAUCACCUGGAGAUCAGCUGAACUUUUGGAGAUCAAAUCAACAAAAUCAAUCGCGCCCAAUCGUCUUGAUCAAUUGAUACCGAAUCAAAUUCUCACAUUACUUCUGAAUUGAUUGAUCAAAUGGAAUCAAAUUAUCAAAUAUUUUGGUUCUUUAAAAGUUUACCGGAUCCUGUAACACUCACUUACUUGCUUAUUUACACAUUAAUGUUGCCGUAGACAAUUCUUAGGUUUUUUUUUCUCAAAUUUCAACUUUCCAAUUGUGCAAAUUGCCAGAUUAAACUUCCCAAAUAAAAAUUUAUAGAAAUUAGAACUUGUUUUGUCAAUCUCAGAAUCAAGCAUUGAUCUCCAUCUUUGGCAGACCAUCGGGUUAAUUUAGUUUUUCUUAAAUAUCCAGUAGUAUUCAUACCCUGCAGGAUUGGAUAUCGAGAUCAAUCAUUUUAGAGAGGUCCACACAAAUAUUUCAACCUCCCUUUAAACUUCCCAACUUAAAAUUCCCAAAAUGAAUAUCCCAAAUCAUAAACCAGAAAUAAAAUUCCCAAAAUUCGAGUAUUUGGAAAAUUGUACAUUUGGAAAGUUACAACCUAGAAAAAAGCCUAAUAUAUUGAGCAUAUAUUAUAAAACACAUUAAACAGUAUUUUAUGAGACACUAAUUAUAGAAAGAACCUUCGUAGCUCUUCCUAAAAUCCCUUAAAUCGACCAAAUUGGAGAGCAGAAAUUUGUACAUUUUUAAAUCAAACAAAAAUAUAAUA
This is a messenger RNA of Eurytemora carolleeae, 1267 nucleotides long. RefSeq names its product protein GDAP2 homolog. The record is from RefSeq and is a predicted model, not a curated record. The transcript is spliced from 8 exons. NCBI's taxonomy places the organism in Eukaryota, Metazoa, Arthropoda, Copepoda, Calanoida, Temoridae. Bases 117 to 494 code for a protein of 125 amino acids.